Molecule: messenger RNA, 1002 nt
Organism: Cynara cardunculus var. scolymus (artichoke)
Lineage: Eukaryota; Viridiplantae; Streptophyta; Magnoliopsida; Asterales; Asteraceae
Exons: 2
Coding region: 1-1002 (333 amino acids)
Source: RefSeq, a predicted model, not a curated record
AUGGCAGAAUAUGUUUCUGUUGCUGCCGAAAUUUUGAACAUACCCGAAGACGACGAUAAUUCUGAUUCUGAAGAUAUCAAGUCGGUAAGGAAUAGUUUUUGGGGUAUGCCCGACCCACCACCUUGUCCGGACCCAGUUAUCAAAAGUAGAAAGGAAAACAUUUCCUACCAGCCUACAUCUCAUGUCAAAGUUCUACAAACCUUUGACUCGAAGGAAGCACUUAAGCUCGCAGUGGGAUUAAAGUGCGUUCAUAAAAACUUUCAGAUGAAAGUAAAGAAAUCUUCCAAACACCGGUACGAGGUGGUGUGUCACUCAGAUUCGGACUGUUCUUGGCGUUUGAUGGCUGUUUCCAUUGAUGGUACCAGUAUUUUUCAGGUACGCAAGCUCCAUGAUGAACACACAUGUUCAAGGUCCCAAGUGCACCCAAACCACCGUAAUGCGAAUAAAAAGGUUUUGGGUCAUAUACUGGCAGACAGUCUAAAGGAUUGUAGGAGAGUGUACGGUGGUAAAGAAAUCAUGGAAUAUGUGAACCAACGGUUCAAUAUUAGCAUCUCCUACCACCAAGCAUGGCGAGCAAAGAUGUAUGCCAUGCAACUGUUGAGGGGGACCCCGGAAUCGUCGUUUAACCUACUCCCGGUUUAUUGUCACAAUCUAAAGCUAGCAAAUCCUGGGAUUGUGACAGAGAUCGCUCUUGAUCCAGUAGGACGAUUCGACAUGUUGUUUGUCGCACUCGGUUGUUCGAUGCGAUCGUUUCUAGGACACAUGAGACCGCUUCUUAUAAUGGACGAUGCCCAUCUGAAGGGGCCGUAUGUUGGCACCAUGUUCUUAGCGGUCGGCAUGGAUGGAAACAAUGGUAUCGUACCCAUUGCAAUGGGAGUGGGGAAGACAAAAAGUGGCACGUCAUGGACAUGGUUUUUAUGUAAGCUUAGGCAGUGUAUCGGUGAUGUGCCCAAUUUAACCUUCGUCACCGAUAGGGUUGCCUCUAUCGACCUGGCCAUAUGA